ACACCUGCUAUUAUUUUCAAGUGCAUCAAAACAUUCGUUUUUGAUGCAGUUCAGGAAUUAUUUUCCGAGCGUGCUAUUAUUUUAUGGCCGGAGUGGAAUCCUUUAGAAUGCCGGCGAAUCGCUUUACACCUGAGAUGAUGGAUUUGGAAGCAUUGACCUCAUCUACGGAGGGGUCGCCCCCUGAGCCUACCUAUGGCCCUAUAAUUGCGGAGGCUAGGAAGAUGGAAUUAAUCGAAUCGAACGAUGAUUCAAUCACAAGGAGUCUCCUAGCAGGAGGUGCUGUGGGACUCUUACUGCUGCUUCCCUUGCUUUUUACAUUGUACUGGUUCAGAAGGAGAUCGGUCGCUGGGCCCUAUGAAGAUAUUCCAGAAGGAGGUUUCGCCCGCAAAAGAGCCUCUAGAUGUUCGCAAGCUUCCAUAUAUAGUUGCAACAGUCAACGUCCCAUUGAUUUUAUUCUCCCUAGUAUACCCCCAGGCUUAGUGAGUCCUGCUUCAGUGUCACCUUCCAGCGAAUGUUCAGAUAAGCCAUUGUGGGCAAGACUUGCUAUGAUCGAUACAGGUCCAGCAUUAUUGGGUGGUUUAAAUCCUGAGCUCUAUCGCAUCAGCGUGGAGAAGAGGGAUGAUGAACAGAGAGAAGCUGAAUCUUUCCCUGAAGGUCACGUGGGAAGAUUGUGGCUCGGUCUCCAGUAUGAACCGGACGGAGAGCGUCUGCUCAUUUCCGUGAUCCGUGCGAGAAACCUACCCUCCAGAGUUUAUGGUUGCAAUAACUGCUGCGAUCCUUUCGUAAGGGUGUAUGUCUUGCCCGAUGAAAGAAGGUAUGUUCAAACGAAAAUGAAGAAAAAGACCUGCAACCCUAAAUUUGAAGAGAGUUUUGUUUUUCAAAUUCCUGCAAAGAAUUUGGAAGAACGUACCAUAAAAGCAACAAUUUUAGACAGCGACCGGGGUCGUCACUAUCACACGAUUGGGCACGCUUUCUUCUCUCUAAAAGAUCUUAAUACCCAGAGUUCAUCUCCAGAAAUAAUGUGGCAGGAUCUUGCAAAAGACCCAAAUGCAGUGGUUCCAUGUUGUGCAGGUGAAAUGCUGGUUAGUUUGUGCUACAAUGCACAUCUUGAAAGACUUACAGUUACCAUCUGUGAGGCUAAAGGCAUUGAAAUACCUGAUGGACAGGAAACACUCGAUUCCUACGUUAAGUUAACUUUUCUGGUGGAAAAUCGUGUGUUGAAGACAAAAAAGACCCAAGCUGUAAAGAAAUCCAAGAGCAAUCCGCAAUACAACGAGUCUUUCCACUUCAGACUUCCUCAGAGAGACCUAGACUCGGCGAGUCUUAUCGUUCAAGUCAAUGUGGCUGGUGGCCCCAAUAAAGAUAAAGUCUUAGGCCGGCUAGUCUUUGGCUCGUAUAUGUUCGUCCGGGGAAAACCAUUGGAGCAUUGGAACGAAGCAAUAUCAGCUGGCCACAAGCAGAUAAGGCACUGGCAAAAGCUUACCAUUGGAUGAACCAUACAACGUAAUGAAAAUCAAAGAAAAGUCAAACUUUAGCAAAGCACCUACCUGUCUUAGUGAUAUUUUAAGUCAGUUCGUAGUUUAAAAACUCCCUCCAAUCGUUUUUCUCAGUUUGAGUAAAAUUUUGGUUUUUUCUUUAAUUUUCAAGAAUGAAUUUUGUUGA
This is a messenger RNA of Uloborus diversus, 1662 nucleotides long. RefSeq names its product synaptotagmin-15-like. Gene Ontology annotation, molecular function: phosphatidylserine binding; calcium-dependent phospholipid binding; clathrin binding. The coding region runs from base 84 to 1493 and encodes 469 amino acids. The record is from RefSeq and is a predicted model, not a curated record. Gene Ontology annotation, biological process: cellular response to calcium ion; regulation of dopamine secretion; regulation of calcium ion-dependent exocytosis. NCBI's taxonomy places the organism in Eukaryota, Metazoa, Arthropoda, Arachnida, Araneae, Uloboridae. The transcript has 9 exons.